Messenger RNA from Linepithema humile (Argentine ant), 2205 nucleotides. RefSeq names its product glucose dehydrogenase [FAD, quinone]-like. Gene Ontology annotation, molecular function: flavin adenine dinucleotide binding; oxidoreductase activity, acting on CH-OH group of donors. The record is from RefSeq and is a predicted model, not a curated record. Lineage: Eukaryota; Metazoa; Arthropoda; Insecta; Hymenoptera; Formicidae.
AGCGCUUUGCCGGAUCUAUUUAGAAUGUGAUAAAUAUAAUGUGUAUUUUGAUAGUAUUGGACUUACAGUGCGUCAAAAACUUGUGUGAUAUUAAACUUCGCAAAUCAUCAAAUGCCAUAUAUAUUCACAAAACCUAACCAAAGAUUGAAAAGUUCAUUAAAAAGAAGCACGGUGAAAAAGCAAUAAAAUGGAUAUCGAAAGCAUUUUAACAGGAGGUUUGACUUCGGCCUCCAGCGGAUUUUCAUGGUUCUUUCCAGUUCUCGCUGCGGCGCUUCUCUACUUUCAAUACGAAACUCUAGACAAUGAAGCUAACCCAAUUAACGUACCGUCGGAGAUAAUAUUACCGUCGUAUGAUUUUAUAGUGAUAGGCGGCGGCUCGGCAGGAGCCGUAGUCGCUAACCGUCUUUCUGAAAUUGAGGAUUGGAACGUGUUACUAUUGGAAGCGGGUGGUGACGAAACGGAGCUCUCAGAUGUGCCACUGCUCGCCGGUUAUCUUCAACUGAGCCAACUAGAUUGGCAAUACAAGACCGAGCCGCAAGACGAUGUUUGUUUAGCCAUGGAGAAUGGUCGUUGCUUAUGGCCUAGAGGCAAAGUCAUUGGCGGCUCAAGUGUGUUAAAUUAUAUGCUGUAUUUGAGAGGCAACAAGCGAGAUUACGACAUGUGGGAAGAGCAAGGUAAUCCUGGCUGGGCAUUCCGUGACUUGUUGCCCUAUUUCAAGAAGUCAGAGGACAAUCAAAACCCGUACUUGGUUCAGACGUCGUAUCACGGCAGUGACGGAUAUUUAACCGUGCAAGAAGCGCCGUGGCACACGCCUUUGGCGGCGGCCUUCGUGCAAUCCGGCCAAGAAAUGGGCUACCAAAAUCGCGAUAUCAAUGGCGAGUAUCAGACCGGCUUCAUGAUCGCCCAGGCCACUAUAAGGCACGGUAGUCGUUGCUCGGUCGCAAAGGCCUUUCUUAGACCAGUCAGACUCAGGAAAAAUCUACAAGUAGCAAUGCAUGCGCAUGCGACCAAAGUGCUAGUGCAUCCUACAUCGAAGCGCGCUUACGGAGUCGAAUUUGUCAGAGACGGCAAGAUAUUUCGUAUACGCGCGGAAAAGGAGGUGAUCGUUUCCGGUGGCUCGGUGAACUCGCCGCAAAUACUUAUGCUGUCCGGAAUUGGACCACAGGAACAUCUGCGAGAACUUGGAAUUCCCGUGAUUCAAGACUCCAAAGUGGGUUAUAAUCUUCAAGACCAUAUUGGUCUGGGAGGACUCGCGUUCAUGGUCAAUCAGGAGAUUUCCAUGGUAGAAAAGCGUUUGAACAGUAUUCAGACGGUGAUACAAUACGCUAUGCUGAACGACGGGCCCUUAACGGUGCCGGGAGGUGUCGAGGGCAUCGCGUUUGUCAACACUAAAUAUGCGAACGUUUCGUUAGAUUUUCCCGAUAUCGAACUGCACUUUAUUUCCGGCUCGACUAAUUCGGAUGGCGGCAAGCAGAUAAGAAAAGCGCACGGAUUAACGAAGCAGUUUUACAACGCCGUCUUCGGGGCGAUCAGCGACAAGGACACGUGGAGCGUGAUCCCCAUGUUGCUGCGACCGAAGAGUCGCGGUAUGAUUAAGUUGCGCAGCAAGGACCCGUUUGAUCAUCCCCUUAUCUAUCCGAACUAUUUUAAGGAACCGGAGGAUAUCGCCACGCUGGUCGAGGGAGUAAAAAUAGCCGUGGCCCUCAGCAGAACAAAAGCUUUUAAGCGUUUCGGAAGCGAGCUGAACUCGCAGCAAUUUCCAGGAUGCAAACACAUUCCCAUGUAUACCGAUCCGUACUGGGAAUGCAUGAUUAGGUAUUAUAGCGUCACAAUCUAUCAUCCGGUUGGAACAUGCAAAAUGGGCCCUUACUGGGAUCCCGAGGCUGUCGUCGAUCCGCAACUCAGAGUUUACGGCGUAGCUGGGCUUCGUGUGAUCGAUGCCUCGAUUAUGCCAAACCUUGUAAGUGGAAACACUAAUGCGCCAACAAUCAUGAUCGGUGAACGCGGAUCGGAUAUGAUCAAAGAAUAUUGGUUGAAAUUGAAAAACAGAUCUGAGGCAGUAAUAAACGAUAAUUAUCGCGAUUUGUCAGAUUAAAUUCCUACAUUUAUUCUAUGAAUGACAAAACAAGUAAUAAGACAAAAAGUAAUAAUUAAUAUAUCGAAAAAAAACUCCAAUCAAAAAGACUUUCGCGUAUAUUUUUUUAG